CGUCGCAAAUCAGCAGUCAGCAGUGCUUACAUGGUAAUGUGUCCAUUGGUUCGAAAGAUGCUAUAACGCAGUAAAUUUCAAUUUAUAUAGAUUAAAUUAUGUAUUAUAAAUUUUAGUCCCCUAAAAUACCGACAAAUGAGAGCUAACAUAGAUGUCACAGUAUAUUUCGCAACAGCUAUCUUGCUACUCAAACCUAUAAGCGACAAUUAUAGCCUUCCAAUAGAUGGAUGGUCAUCUAUUAUUGCCAUUUAAAAUCGAAUAAAAAAUAUUUGGUUUUACCAUAAAAAUAAAAAAAUAAACUAAAAUAAAUUUGCGGAACGGUUAUCUGAUGCUAUUUUCAGAUGCUUCGGGAAAAUUUGUACAAAUAUAACUAAUCAAACAUAAUAACAAAGCCUCCUCGUACCUAAUGUUGAUUAAUAUGCCGUCAAACCAUGACUAUGGUGAUGUGGCUGUGACGCGGCCCUCCCGUGUGUAUAUAAGAGAAAGCGUUCUAAACGAGCCAUUGAUAAAAAAUAUAGGCUCUAAAUGAGAUAUCGGAACACUGUUCACUGCUAUACAAUAUAACAAUCCUUUACUUUAGUUAUACCUCUUAUUUUUAAUAAGAAGUUAUCAUUGGUAAAAAUAUAAAAAAAGUUUGAAAAUGAAACAAAAAAUGGCUGUUGUAAACGUAGAGAAGACGUCACCGCACACAGCCGAUGUUGAGGAGGCUUUAACACUCACAGGUUUUGGGAAAUAUAACUUCGGGCUACUUUUGGUAUGCAGCUGGACCCUACAAGCUAUGGGGAUGGACCUCUUCGGCACCAGCUUCGUGGUGGCCGCUGCAGUGUGCGAUCUCGAGUUGAACAUGCAACAACGAGCACUGUUGACUGCAAUGCCUCUUGUAGGCGUAGUGGCCGGCGCUCAACUGUGGGGUUACGUCUCGGACACGAAGGGUCGGCGGCUAACGCUGGUGCUCUCUAUGUCUGUUGGCUUCGUGUUUGCCGCUCUCAGCAGCUUCGCCCCGGAUUGGAGGACCAUGGCUUUACUGAAGUUUCUUUCGUCCACUUUUACAUCAGCGAGCAAUUCGGCCGCGUAUACACUGUUGGGAGAGAGUUGCUCGGCGCAUGCGCGCGGUCGGUCUAUGUUGUUAUGCAACUGUUCACUCAUGUGCUCACAGGCUGUCGUAGCUGUAUUAGCUUAUCCUAUUCUUCCACUGGAUUUCACAUACUGGAUCGAUUUCCUCGGAAUUAAUUACCGUCCCUGGCGUCUGCUGGCUCUGGUGAUGGCCAUACCUUGUGCUGCGACUGCCUGUCUUCUCCAGCUGUUCCACGAGAGCCCCAAGUUUCUCGCAACGCAAGGAAAAUACAAAGAAGCCCUCAGUGUACUGAAAAAUAUCUACGCUUGCAACACAGGGAAGAGUGGCGACAAUUAUCCGAUAACAAAACUAUUGGAAGAGGAUGAAAAAACUACGAUUGUCCAAGGAUCUUUCUUGAAGUCUCUAUGGCAUCAAACGGUUCCACUGUUCCAGUUCCCACUGUUAAAAAAAACCUUGAUGCUUUUUUACUUGGUCAUCAUCGUAUACAUGACUGGCAGUGGUUUCAUCCUGUGGCUUCCAUUCAUUAUGAACAAUCUGUUCUCGGUUUUGGAAAGUGGCGCUGGCCAAGGCAUGAACCUUUGCACUAUCAUCAGAUAUUCCACUGAAGACCAGUAUGUUGCAGCGGAAAAUGGAACUGUAAUUACAGAGAUGUGCGAUGAUACAAUACAAGAGACAACUCUAUUGUCAGCAAUGACUUAUGGCGCUCUCGCCAGCUCCAGCAACUUGGUGCUCUCACUGACUUGUGGCAGCAGGAAACGCAUGGCAAUGAUGGGCAUCCUAGCCUCCUCCGCAGCAGCGGCUAUACUCAUCAACCUGGUGGCUAUACCAAUCGCAGGAGGGAUAUUCUUUUUCUUCUUCUUGCUGUGCGCACUCACGAUGGGCAUCUUGAGCGUCUAUUUUGUGGAGCUAUACCCAACUUCCUUAAGGGGGAUGGCGUCAUGCCUGUCAGUGAUGCUAGGCAGGUCGAGUGCGUUUUUGGGCGUCAACGCAAUCGGAUACCUGAUCUCCGUGAAUUGCGAAGUCACAUUUUACAUGUGGUCUCUACUUCUACUGAGCGCUAUAGUCAUCGCUUGGUUUCUGCCGAAAGACGCAACCGAAGAGAAAUAAACUAAUUUAAGUUAUAAAUAAUACUUAUAAGACUGAAUUAAAAAUGUAACCGUCUCAAAAUUAGACUGCAUCCACUUGAACUUUAAGAACGGAGCUUUUUUAUUGGAUCUUGCACAAUGUCCUUGAUUUGUGUUCAACAAAAGGCAUAUGUUUUUCAUCCUGAUCUACGAUGACAAAGCCACGGGAUAUAAAAGUGAAAUAUAAUUACCUUCGAUAUCUUUGUCACCUCUUUGUGAUCCUGUUGUCCCAGGUAAAUUAGUUAACUGCUUAAGAAGAACCUAUUAAAAAAAUUACAAGAGAAUCAGAAUUCAGUUUACAAUUUAAAUGAUAUUACUUACAUAUAUCGUCAUAGUCGUAGAAUACUGACGGAUCUGACAAAGAUUACAUAUAAAAAAAGAUCCGUCAGUAUUCUACGACUAUGACGAUAUAAGUACCUAGUGAUAUAAGAAAUACCACAUAUAGUUAAUGGUUGUGUUUCGGUUUGAAAGGUGGGAUAUGGCAGUGAAUUUACAGGGUACAGAAGAAUAACAUCUGAGUCCUCAGGAAUGGCAACGCAUGGGCGGGUACCGUGGGCGAAACAGUAUACUCUGUUGUGUCCAUGGUACUGCUCAUGUAAAUAGGCGACGGUUACCACUUUCCAUCAGGUGGACCGUCAGCUUGUUUGCCAUUCUAAGUUGCAUAAAAACAAUGUAAAUUGAUAUUAAAUAUAGUCUGGAUUAUUUAUACUUUAUUAAUUUAUACUAUACAAUAAUAAUUUAUUACAAUCCAGUUAUUGUACAAAAUGUAUAGAAGAAUGCAAACUAUAACACAGAAAGAGUAUUAUUAUAAAAACGAAAUUAUCAACUAAAUUAAAUUAUAUUGUAUAAAUUAAAUUUCUUUACAAGAAUAAACAUGUAUAAAUAAUUGUAAACAAUUAUUUCGAAACGUUUCUGUACCUGAAAUUAAUUAAAUUUACUUAGGUGUUAAUUUAAUUUAGUU
Molecule: messenger RNA, 3160 nt
Organism: Galleria mellonella (greater wax moth)
Lineage: Eukaryota; Metazoa; Arthropoda; Insecta; Lepidoptera; Pyralidae
Product: synaptic vesicle glycoprotein 2B-like
Exons: 11
Coding region: 641-2182 (513 amino acids)
Biological process (GO): transmembrane transport
Cellular component (GO): membrane
Molecular function (GO): transmembrane transporter activity
Source: RefSeq, a predicted model, not a curated record